AGCAAGGGACAGGCUCAGACACGGAUUUGAAUCAUCUGCCCGAUUUUGCAGCUGAGCAAUGGAUAGAAUGCCUUCUUGCACCUGGUCCCGCCAACAUUCCAACGCUUCCACGUCUGCGAGCUCACAUGCCGAGUUGGAGGUUGAUGAUGUGACCUCUGGCCCGGGUAGUGACGAGCACCCUGCGUUUGCCAUGCAAAGUGGAGAUGAACAUCCAUCGGCCCAUGCUCUGAUGGAUGAGAACGAAACAUGGGAGGCAGAUUUGGUCACCUGCGCUAUCGAUGUGCUCCAUCGCGCAAUGCGCGCAGGUCAGCGAGAACAUUCGAAUGAAGAUUGGAGGGGGAUCUUAGACUUUGAACUUCUCCCACUGGGCGACCAAUCCACAGCUGUCAGCACUGCUAUCGCAGCGAUCUUUCCUGAUUGGUCUGAAGGUGAUUUCGAGGUCAAGCAUGAUCAUUUGCCUCAACUGUUGGAGGCUUUGGAACAACAGCAGCUUUGACCCCGAGCCGCACCAGAGUGCGCCCAGCGCACUCGCCGAAUUCGCCCAGCUUUCACGGUGCAUCUGAGUCGCAGCGUCCAGCAGAUGUAGACGCUGAUUUUCCAGCGAUCAGCCAUUCCGAGCUGCGCUGAUCUUUUGAAAAAUCGAUUCAAGGAAAUCACCAGUGAAGACCCAUAGGAUCCAUGGUGCUGGUAUAUAUGCUAACAUUGGGGGUA
Molecule: messenger RNA, 711 nt
Organism: Cladocopium goreaui
Lineage: Eukaryota; Dinophyceae; Suessiales; Symbiodiniaceae
Source: the annotation of a GenBank genome assembly